UGCCUCUCUGUGGGCGUUCGCGGAGCCAGCCCAGUCUGCAGCUCCGAGAGUGCAUCGUGGCGCAGCGUCCCUUCAAGUCUGCACGUGUUGCCUAUUGAGGGGUUUGUGACCUUUUCCGAUCCUGGGAGGGUAGCAGCCGGCGAUCCCCCGGAACUCCAGCUCCCGGCGUGCACGGCGCCGCGCCAAGGCCGACGGACCCGUCCGCGUCCCGCCUUUUUAAGGGGGCCGCGCCUCGCUUCUGGGCAGGCUGCCGCAGGGCUGUGGUUUGCGAAGGGCGGCGGCGGUCCUGCGCGUCCGGGUCCUGUCUCAGGAAGGGGAUGCCAGCCAGUCCACGUCGUCCGCAGAGACUCGCGGCGCCGCAGAGCUCCGGGCCAGGGACGGUGCUGUCCGCGCCGCACGUCCUGAGCGCGGCCUGCUCGGCCCCGUCGAAAAUGGGCAUCUAAAAUGCAAACUGUUGAUAGCAGGAGUCUCUGGACUAUCUUGCCAGCCUGUGUCCUUGGACCAUGAAGGUGCUGGACGAAGGUUUCUUUUGGAUGCUGCCCCCACUUCUUCACUUAAUAGUGAGCGCUGCAGAGCAUGAGGAGGUGGCAAAGCACGCCAUCAAACUGCACCGUGGGAAGGGCGCUGCAGCCACGCACAGGAAGCAGUGGGUUCUGGAUAGCUGCAGGAGGCUCACUGGUCUCCUUCGGCAGAAGAAUGUGGUUCUGAACAAACUGAAAAAUGCCAUCCGAGCAGCAGAGAAGGAUGCUGGGCUGUCGGAUGAGGAGAAGUUGUUCCAAGUGCACACAUUUGAAAUAUUUCAGAAGGAGUUGAAUGAAAGUGAAAACUCAGUCUUUCAGGCCAUCUAUGGACUGCAGAGAGCCCUGCAGGGGGAUUACAGAGAUGUGGUCAACAUGAAGGAGAGCAGCAAGCAGCGGCUGGAGGCCCUACGGGAGGCCGCCAUUAAGGAAGAGACAGAGUAUGUGGAACUUCUUGCUGCAGAAAAACAUCAAGUGGAAGCCCUUAAAAAUAUGCAACAUCAAAACAAGAGUUUGUCCAUUCUUGAUGAGAUUCUUGAAGAUGUAAAGAAGGCUGCAGAUCGCUUGGAGGAGGAGAUAGAGGAGCACGCUUUUGAUGACAAUAAAUCAGUGAAAGGAGUCAACUUUGAGGCGGUUUUGAGGGUGGAGGAAGAGGAGGCCAGUUCCAAGCAAAAUAUCACAAAGCGGGAAGUGGAGGAUGGUCUGGGUCUCAGCAUGCUGAUCGAUUCCCAGAACAACCAGUACAUUCUAACCAAGCCCAGAGACUCAACCAUCCCACGCGCAGACCACCAUUUCAUAAAGGACAUCGUGACCAUAGGAAUGCUGUCCCUACCUUGUGGCUGGCUUUGCACAACAAUAGGAUUACCUACAAUGUUUGGCUAUAUUAUUUGUGGCAUACUGCUGGGGCCUUCAGGACUAAACAGUAUUAAGUCUAUUGUACAAGUGGAGACACUAGGAGAAUUUGGGGUCUUCUUUACUCUUUUUCUUGUUGGCUUAGAGUUUUCUCCAGAAAAGUUGAGGAAGGUGUGGAAGAUAUCUUUACAAGGACCAUGUUACAUGACACUGUUGAUGAUUGCUUUUGGCUUAUUGUGGGGUCACUUUCUGCAGAUUAGACCCACUCAGAGUGUCUUCAUUUCUACUUGUUUGUCCUUAUCAAGCACACCCCUGGUGUCCAGGUUCCUCACGGGCAGUGCCCGAGGCGAUAAAGAAGCAGGUGACAUUGACUACAGUACAGUGCUGCUCGGCAUGCUGGUGAUGCAAGAUGUGCAGCUGGGGCUGUUCAUUGCUGUCAUGCCAACGCUCAUACAGGCAGGAGCAAGCACGUCUUCUAGCAUUGUCAUGGAAGUACUGCGAAUACUGCUCCUGGUGGGGCAGAUCCUUUUUUCACUAGCUGCUGUUUUUCUUUUAUGUCUUAUUAUAAAGACUUAUCUCAUAGGACCAUAUUAUCGAAAGCUGCAUAUGGAAAGCAAAGGGAGCAAAGAAAUCCUAGUCCUAGGAGUAUCUGCUUUCAUCUUUUUAAUGUUGGCGGUCACAGAGCUAUUGGACAUCUCUAUGGAGCUGGGCUGCUUCCUGGCUGGAGCACUGGUCUCUUCUCAAGGGCACAUGGUCACCGAGGAGAUCAUGGCUUACAUCGAGCCUAUCCGUGACUUCCUGGCCAUCAUCUUCUUCACAUCCAUCGGGCUUCAUGUGUUCCCUACCUUUGUGAUAUAUGAGCUGACCGUGUUGGUAUUCCUCACCCUGUCCGUCGUGGUCAUGAAGUUUGUAUUGGCAGCACUGGUCUUGUCUCUCAUACUGCCAAGGAGCAGCCAGUAUAUCAAGUGGAUUGUCUCUGCAGGACUGGCCCAGGUCAGUGAGUUUUCCUUUGUCCUGGGAAGCCGAGCGCGGAGGGCAGGCAUCAUUUCUCGGGAGGUGUACCUUCUUAUACUAAGUGUGACUACACUCAGCCUCUUACUUGCCCCUGUACUGUGGAGAGCAGCAAUUACAAAGUGUGUGCCAAGACCGGAGAGAAGGUCCAGCCUUUGACACUGCUGGAUAAUGACUGUGGAGAGGGAACCUCCAUGGGUCUGCGAGUUCUGCAGCUGGCCUCAUCUGAACACAGAGUAAACCUAACAGGCAGUGUCCUCGUGUUUGCUUGCUUUUACAGAACACUCCUGUCAUGCUUAAGUUUUCCAGAAUAAUUUAUUUGUAGCCAGUUGAUUAUGUGCAGAUUUGUAACACUGCAUUUUAUAAAUUGCCUUGACUAUUUUGCCUGGAUGUGCCUUUUUUUCUGAAAUUAUUAACUUUCUAUUGUUAAUUUAUCAGCUCAUGAUUUUUUGGUAAAGGAGAAAAAUUAGAAAGCCUUUUUAUUUAUUGUACAGAUUUAGAACUACAAUCUGUUAGUUAAAUAUUUGUUACUGAACACCUGCUAUAUGUGUUUUAAUUCUGAUAUUGGGUUUGGAAGCUAACUUUUGGUCAUUAAAUCCCAUGUUUUCUAGAUGAGAGAGAUACCUAUUGAUUGUUUACUUGCCUCAUAACUAUUUUAAAUAAAAUACCUUAAUGUUGAUUUUUAUUAGUUUUAUCACCCUUAAAAUACUUGAUUGUGAAUCACAAGGACAUGCACUCUUAAAUAAAGGCCAUUUGUGAUCAGGGUACAA
Messenger RNA from Jaculus jaculus (lesser Egyptian jerboa), 3151 nucleotides. It is a transcript of the gene Slc9d1, whose product is annotated as transmembrane and coiled-coil domains 3. Gene Ontology annotation, molecular function: potassium:proton antiporter activity. The transcript has 13 exons. The coding region runs from base 504 to 2540 and encodes 678 amino acids. Gene Ontology annotation, biological process: potassium ion transmembrane transport; proton transmembrane transport. Gene Ontology annotation, cellular component: membrane. The record is from RefSeq and is a predicted model, not a curated record. NCBI's taxonomy places the organism in Eukaryota, Metazoa, Chordata, Mammalia, Rodentia, Dipodidae.